AUGAGUGUCUUUAAUUUAUGGGUAAAUGAAAUUAAAGAGCCUAAAUUAAAAACGUGUUUAUCUUAUGAUGACAGAUUUAAGUCUCCAACAAAAACGUCUAGGUCAUCAUCUCCACAAAGUAGAGUUGGUGAAGCAAUUCUCAAUAACUAUAUUGAACUAAUAAACUCUAAAUCGAAUUUAUCUGCGGAUCCAAGACAAACAGAAGCACUUGAUAAACCGUUUGAUUUUUGUGAUGAUGAAGAAUUUGCUUUUGGAAUUAAUUUACUCAAUAAUAAUGUUGCAUGUGUUGGGGAUAACAUAACAAAACUCAUACAAAUGGCACAAGAACCAUGGCCGGACAAUGUAAAGCUGUUCCAACCUUACGAGGUGGAACAAAUAUUGCUCCCGGAUAAUGCUAGCUGUUUAGCUGUUCAAGCUUUCUUAAAGAUGUGCAGCCUACCAUUCGAAGUGGAAAUGCGUUGGAACGCAGAGUUCAUGUCACCGUCUGGACGAGUUCCCUUCAUUAAAUGUGGAGCGUUUGUAGUGUCAGAAUUGGAGCCGAUCGUACAUUUUGCAGCCAAUAAGGGUGUGACUCUAUGUUCAAACUUAUCUACAGAAGAAAGGGCUGAGAUGAGAGCGUAUAUGAGUUUGAUUACGAAUGUUCUGGUUAAUGCUGAGCUGUACAUAUCAUGGGUAGAUCAAGAAACUUUCAACACAGUGACUCGUGUACGUAAUUCUUCUGUGUAUCCUUGGCCACUGGGAUGGUUUCAGACAAGGUCGAAACGAUCAAGUGUUAUAAAGAGAUUGAAAGCGCUUCACUGGUAUGAUAAAACAUUGGAACAGGUUUUGGCUGAUGUUGAACAGUGCUGCAAUUCACUCAGUCAGCGAUUAGGGGACAGGGAUUACUUCUUUGGGACACCAACUCCCUUGGAUGCUCUACUAUACGGUCAUAUGAAAGCGUUGCUAUCAGCGAACGGUCCUAAAGCGGUUUUAAUGAUAAAACCUAUUACGAACGCUCUCUUGAGACACUUCCUAAGAAUGUCUAACAUCACUCAGAUGAAAUUGACGCCUCAAGAAGAAUAUUUAGUAACUCAAGGUUGUCAAUUAUGUGUAAAACGUCGCAUGUCUCCUGUACGAAGCCUUUCACAAGUAAGGCGUUCUAAGGUGUGCAUUAAAAAUAGAGAGAGUGAGAAAUGUGGCAAGGAUGUUUUCGGGUUUAAACCUUUCGCAUCAAAACAAAUAAUAAUAAUGACGUCCCGUGAUGGGAAAAUAACUUGCGAGUAUAAUACAAACAGGAACAUCACUAAAUCGACACUAAACGAAUCGAAUCAAUUUAUUAUCGAUAUCAUGGAUGAUAUUAUCACUAAAGUCGAUGAAAUAGCAGAUAAUAAAUAUACAGAUAUUGUUAAAAAUGAAUUUGAAGUUAUUGCUUUUCCAAAUAAGAAUUUUGCUAGUUUUGAAAAUAAAGUAAAUGAUUUGGAUACGAUUAACGAAAGUGGGACCGAUAUGACAGUUUCUGAUUUGACAGAAGAGGUGAUAAAGGUUAUCGAUAGUGUCGUGGAUGAUGCGUUUAUCGAUAAUGGAGUUAUCGAUGUUAUUACGAAGAAUAGUUCGGAGCUUUUUAUGGAUUCUAGUCCAACGGAACUCGACGCUCUGGUAUUCGGUCACGUUUUUACGAUAAUCACGACAAGACUGCCUUGUCGUAAACUCGCUGACACAGUGAGGCGACACGACACGCUCGUCGCUCUCGCGAAACGAAUCGACGAGCAGUACUUUAAGCGUCCCUAG
Molecule: messenger RNA, 1767 nt
Organism: Melitaea cinxia (Glanville fritillary)
Lineage: Eukaryota; Metazoa; Arthropoda; Insecta; Lepidoptera; Nymphalidae
Exons: 9
Coding region: 1-1767 (588 amino acids)
Biological process (GO): mitochondrion organization
Cellular component (GO): SAM complex
Source: RefSeq, a predicted model, not a curated record